Messenger RNA from Rhizophagus irregularis DAOM 181602=DAOM 197198, 807 nucleotides. RefSeq lists its product as uncharacterized. Gene Ontology annotation, molecular function: zinc ion binding; nucleic acid binding. NCBI's taxonomy places the organism in Eukaryota, Fungi, Glomeromycota, Glomeromycetes, Glomerales, Glomeraceae. The record is from RefSeq and is a predicted model, not a curated record.
UAAUGUCGUAUACUCCUUUAAGAAAGUAGAAAAUUUACAAGAAAAACGAAAACAACUUUUUCAAAGUCGUGAAAGCCGUACUAUCAAGGUAUUCAAUAUACCGUUAUAUAUGGAAAAUUAUAAUUUAAAGGCUGUUUUUAGUCGAUAUAGAGAAUUAGAAGAAGAUGGCAUUACUACACGACUUAAAGGUAUAUACAGACAAGCUUUUAUAACCUACAAAGACGAACUUAGCAUACAACCUUUUUAUGCUCAAUGGAGUGUAUGGGCGUUAAAAGAAUGUCUCUCAGUGGUACCUGUUUUGCUAUCUGAAGAUAAAAAAUCUGAAAGGUUCCAAUUUGCAGCAAAAAUCAAUGGUUUACCGUUCAAUACUUGUGCACGUGAUUUACAACCAUUGGUUACUGAAACCAGCGCUGCGUCUAUCUUUAUUCCACGCAACCCCGUGACAUAUAAACCUAUGAAAUAUGCUUUUGUAUAUUUUCGAAAUGAUAAAGAUUUUAGUAUUGCAACCAAUAAUGUAUAUGAAUAUGAAGGUCAACAACUAGAAUGGUCCCCGUUAGAUACCAAAUCUUGUCAUAGAUGCGGAUAUACGGGACAUGUAGCGAAGGAAUGUCAAACGGAAUUACGACAACGUUCAAAUAAAUUAAAUCGUAAUCAACUGCUCCAACAGUUUAAAAAUCGUAAUAAAUCUAAAUUCAAUUCAUACGCCGAUGCUACUAAGGGAAAUAGAUAUCCUAAUAAUCGACAACGACAUUGGAAUCAAAAUAAUAUUAUCAACCGACAACGUAAUAAAAAUACUUAUACCUUUAG